This is a messenger RNA of Odobenus rosmarus divergens (Pacific walrus), 537 nucleotides long. RefSeq names its product hairy and enhancer of split 3 (Drosophila) (gene HES3). The transcript has 3 exons. Gene Ontology annotation, molecular function: RNA polymerase II cis-regulatory region sequence-specific DNA binding; protein dimerization activity; DNA-binding transcription factor activity, RNA polymerase II-specific. Lineage: Eukaryota; Metazoa; Chordata; Mammalia; Carnivora; Odobenidae. Gene Ontology annotation, biological process: regulation of neurogenesis; regulation of transcription by RNA polymerase II; anterior/posterior pattern specification. Gene Ontology annotation, cellular component: nucleus. The record is from RefSeq and is a predicted model, not a curated record. Bases 1 to 537 code for a protein of 178 amino acids.
AUGGAGAAGAAGCGACGGGCACGCAUCAAUGUGUCCCUGGAGCAGCUGAAGUCGUUGCUGGAAAAACACUACUCACACCAGAUCCGGAAACGCAAGUUGGAGAAGGCAGACAUACUGGAGCUGAGCGUCAAGUACAUGAAAAGCCUUCAGAACUCGGUGCAAGGGCUCCGGUCGGUUCCCAGCGGAGCUGAGUUCCCGUCGGGCUUCCGCAGCUGUCUGCCCGGCGUUAGCCAGCUUCUGCGGCGCCGAGAGGAGGGAGGCGGUGGCCUGCGCUGCCCCCUGGCGCACGAGCGCUCAGGAGGCAGCACCAUGGACAGCGCCGGCCCGAGCCCGGAGGCACCCGCGCCGCUCGGCCCCUGCGCCCCUGCCAUUUGGGCCCCUGCUCCGGCCACCGGCGGCUCGCCCUCCCCGCCACCCCUGCUCCUCUUCCCUAGAGGUCUCCCCGGCCCGUCCUCCAGCGUCCCGGGGCCGCAGCCGGCGCCGCGCCGCUGCACCGAGAGCCCGGGGCCGGGUCUGGGCGUUUGGCGGCCCUGGUGA